Molecule: messenger RNA, 1682 nt
Organism: Sinocyclocheilus anshuiensis
Lineage: Eukaryota; Metazoa; Chordata; Actinopteri; Cypriniformes; Cyprinidae
Product: TRIO and F-actin-binding protein-like
Exons: 7
Biological process (GO): positive regulation of substrate adhesion-dependent cell spreading
Cellular component (GO): actin cytoskeleton
Molecular function (GO): actin filament binding
Source: RefSeq, a predicted model, not a curated record
CGUGGUGAAUCUGUGCUUGUGUGUUUCAGGCUUCCCAUCUGCAGCAGCGAUAAAGAAAACGCCCGUCAUUCCUCAUCCCUCCGCCUCCGCAGCCAAUCAGAGGCCUCCUCCGCCACCGCAAACCCCGCCCACAGCAAAUUUGACUAUGUUGAGCUGUCACCUGUAGCCACGCCCUCUACUCCUGCCUCCGCCAAUCAGAGAGAGUCGGGGGAGGGGCAGGUGAGAGAGCACAGCCAAUGGCAGGAGGAGCGGCCGUGUGACGACGCCCACAACCAGUGGGAGGCGGUGCUGUCACGGAAGGGGGCGGGGCAGCUGUCCGAACAGAGACGGAUAGAGGAGGAGAUUGAGAGGAAGUGGGCGGAGUUUGAGCGGCUGCCACUCAAAGAGACGAGGUCACUCCCGCUGAUGGGCUCGUCAGCCAAUCAGGCGCUGGAGAGGGAGGUGGUGUGUCUGAGGCAGCAGCAGCGGGGGGCUCUGCGGGGGGCAUGCUGCGGGGAGGUGCUGCAGAAGAUGGAGCGUGUGCACAGGGUGGCGCUGGAGGAGCUGGAGAAGCAGCACACGCAGCAGAUCAGAGCGCUGGAGCGGGACAGAGACGCACUGCUGCAGGAGGAUAGCGACACCACUGCACGAGUGAUGGAGGCGUUACAGAAAGCACACAGAGAAGAGCUGGAGAAAACCACACAACUCGGAGAUGCUCAUGGGAAGGAUUCUCACAUGCUCGACAAACCGCAACAGGUGGAGCUGGCGUCUCUGCGGCGUGAGCUGGCGUCUCUGUCGGAGCGAUACUCUCAGAAGUGUGUGGAGCUGAACCGAGCGCAGCAGCACAGCCUGGACACGGACCGAUUGAUGAGCCAGAAAGACAUGCAGAUGGAGCAGCUGAAGAGAGACAACCAGGAUCUGCAGGCGCGUCUGUCGGAGGAGGUGAAGGUCAUUCGGUCUCUGGUCACAGGUCAAGGGUCAGACGGACUGACUGACAGCAGCACUGAGAGGUCGUGGUGUGAGACACAGGUGCUGCUGCGUGUGCGAGAGAAUGAACUGCAGUACUUACACAAACAGCUCAACAGCCUCCGCAACCAGCUGUACUUCCUCACCACGGAGAAGAGCAGCGUGUGCGAGCGCUACCGUGAGGUGUGUGAGGAGCUGAGCGUGAUGAAGAGGCGCAGCGAACGCGAGGCCGAGGCGCUGAGAGAACACCUGAGACUGGCACUGAGCGCGCUGCACGAGGGACAGCAGACCGACAACACACAUGCACACACCUCCUGAGGGGAGGAGCCUCAGUCACGUGCCUUCAGUUCAGUCCAAUCAGCUGCAGGGAUUCCGACCGGCCAAUCAGCUGCAGGACACUGGAACAAACGCUUCUGCACUUUCUCAUGUCUGUAUGUGUGUGUUCGACUCCUGGAAACAAAACUGGAAUGUCUCACUGUCGCUAGCACAGUGUGGAAGAACUGGACACACGCACAUACGUAUGUGAACGAUCAGAGUCUCAGUGCGUUUAUCUGCCAAACUAACAUCUGAUUAUGUGCCUCCAGUACCAGUGUGUGUGUGUGUCCUUUGUGCCACAAAAACAAAAAGAGCUUUGCUUUAAUGAGCCAAUGUUUUUUUAAAAGAUGUUGUCAUAUUUAAUUUUAGAGUUUAACGCAUAUGUAAACAUAUAACACUAUGACUAAUAAAACUUGGGUUAU